This is a messenger RNA of Ostrea edulis (European flat oyster), 1707 nucleotides long. RefSeq names its product peptidyl-prolyl cis-trans isomerase FKBP4-like. Gene Ontology annotation, molecular function: protein binding; peptidyl-prolyl cis-trans isomerase activity. The coding region runs from base 135 to 1415 and encodes 426 amino acids. Lineage: Eukaryota; Metazoa; Mollusca; Bivalvia; Ostreida; Ostreidae. The transcript is spliced from 8 exons. The record is from RefSeq and is a predicted model, not a curated record.
AGUCUUCAUUGUAAGAUUUUUCUCGAAGCUGACAAAACCGAAAGUAGAGCGGCAAAAGUUGGUGUGCACGUGCACUAUAAAGUGCUUAUUUACGACUAAAACUUCGUUAUAUUACGUGUGUUUUUAUUGAAAAUAUGACACAAGAGGUAUAUGAGCCGACAGACAUCACCCCUGAUAAAGAUGGGGGUGUUAUAAAGCAGAUUUUGCGCGCAGGAGACGGUAACGAGAGCCCGGUGCCAGGGGAUAAAGUGUCCGUUCAUUAUGUAGGGACGUUGGACGAUGAAACACAGUUUGACUCCAGCCGGGAAAGAGGGCAGCUCUUCGAAUUUGAUCUUGGGCAAGGGAAAGUUAUAAAAGCAUGGGAUUUGGGAAUUGCCACCAUGAAGAAAGGAGAACUUGCAAAGUUUACAUGCCAGGCAAAAUAUGCAUAUGGAGAGGUAGGGUCUCUACCAAAGAUCCCAGCCAAUGCUACUCUGAUCUUUGAAGUGGAACUCUUCAGCUGGAAAGGAGAAGAUUUAUCAAUGAAGAAUGAUGAGUCCAUUAUUCGUCAUAUCACCACUAAAGGAAGAGGCUGGAAGAAUCCAAAUGAAGGGGCAAUGGUUAAAGUACAUUAUGUUGGAAGACAUGGAGAGAAUGUCUUUGAGGAUCGUGAGGUGGAGUUUAACAUCGGAGAUGGGGUCAUGUCUAAUGUUAUAGAGGGUUUAGAAAUAGCCCUCAAGAGAAUGAAAGAGGGAGAGAAGUGUCGACUGGACAUCAAACCCAGUAUGGCUUAUGGAUCCAAAGGAAAUCCAGACCUGGGUGUACCUCCGGAUGCAGACCUUGUAUAUGAUGUGGAACUUCGGAGUUUUGAAAAUGUAAAAGAAAACUGGGAGAUGGAGCCCCAAGAAAAAUUAGAACAAUCUAGGAUAGCAAAAGAAAAGGGAACCAAAUUCUUCAAGGAGGGCAACUACAAAGUUGCACUGAAGUACUAUGAUAAAUGUCAGAAGAAUUUAGAGUUUGAGACAACACUGAGUGGUGAGGAUGAAGAGAAGAAGAAAGAAAUGAUCUUACUAGCACAUUUGAACAUGGCCAUGUGUUGCCUGAAAAUUGAUCAACCUGCCAAAGUUCGGGACCACUGUAACAAAGCUCUAGAGCUGGAUGAUAAAUGUGUUAAAGCCUACUUCAGGAGAGGACAGGCGUACUUUGCUGGGAGUGAUUUUGACCUUGCGAAGAAAGAUUUUGAGAAAGUGUGCGAGUUAGAGCCGGACAAUAAAGCCUCAAAGAACCAAGUAAAAAUUUGUGAACAAAAAAUUAAACAUUUUGAGAAAAAGGAGAAGGCCAGAUAUGUGGGAAUGUUUGACAAGUUUGCAGCUGAAGACGCAAAGAAGACUGAUGAGGACAAAAGUAAAGAUGGUGAAUCCAAACCAGCAGAGUAGUGCCCAGACUAGCAAUAGAGAGGGAUCCGAAACAACAACUACAGCAAUGGUUACCUGUCCGUGAUUCUGCCUUUGUGUUGCUUAGUGCCAUUGGUUGUACCAGACAUUUUGUGACAACUGUUUUGUUGACUUUUUAUCUCAUUACUACAUCCAUGAAGAAAUCAGAACUGUCUAGACUUAGCUCAUAGCUGUAUGUCAAAUGUAAAUAAAAUGUUAACCCAAAAUCAAUGUUACAGUACAAGUUAUGAUUUAGGAAUUUCUUAUCAGAGAAAUAAAACAUAUUUUGUAAGUC